Molecule: messenger RNA, 1122 nt
Organism: Moneuplotes crassus
Lineage: Eukaryota; Ciliophora; Spirotrichea; Euplotida; Euplotidae
Source: the annotation of a GenBank genome assembly
AUGGAUCUUGUUUUUGGAAGAGUUCCCAAAAGUUCAUCUGUGCUUUUUGUGAAGAGACACAAAGUACCUAAAGAUAGUAUUCAAGAUUACGAUAUAUUUAUUUUCCAAAGGAAUCCAAAUACCAAAUUUGGAGGUUUAUAUGCCUAUCCUGGAGGUAAAAUAGAGUCGCAAGACUCUAUCGACCAUUGGGAAAGCAUUUAUAAGCAUUGACCUUCAUCUUUUGCAAGAUUUGAAGACUUUUCACUGAGAAUUACAUGUCUUAGAGAACUGUAUGAGGAAUGAUUUAUCUUGCCUUGAUAUCAAAAUGGAGAAUUUAAGGUUCUCACAAAGGAAGAUAUUGAUACAUCUGAGAUAAAGACAGAUCGUUUCCCAGAAUUUUGUAAAUCGCUUCAGGUUCUACCAGCAUUGGAUAGACUAAAAGCUUGGAAGAGGAUAACUCCUCCUCACAAUAUUUCAAGGAGGGAUGAUACCUUGAUAUAUUUGUAUUUUAUAGAGAAUGAUGAGGAUGAUUCCAUUAUCCUCAAUCAAGAUGAACUUACUGAGUAUAUCUCAGGAUCUCCUUGUGAGAUUAUGAAGCAGUACUCUGAUGGGGAGAUUCUGAUGGUACUACCCCAACCAGUUACCAUUUGAUGGUGAGGGUAUUUUACUGCUUAUGAUGAACUUAAAAUGGCAGCAGAGAAAGCAGACAAUAGUAUUGCUACAUAUUUUGAGAUGAGGAGUGAUAUUGUUCCUGUACCUGAUUCAUCUCUGAAUCGGGAUACUAAAAUUAACUCAAUAUCUAAGUUUUCAGAAAUGUUUAAUGAUUUUGACUAUCUUGAACCUGAAAUGAGAGAUGAGAAGUGCCAAUUAAUUCUCUUCGACACUCAAGUUCCUGAGGAGUACCAGUUUAAUAAUGAGCAAGUUAUGAAAAGGAUUAUGAAUAAAGGAGAAAAUGAUGGGUUAAAAAUAAUGAUCAGGAUUUACCCAGGUGAUUUUGCACAUCCAAAUGAAUCCUUUCCUUGGGUUGUAAAACCCUAUUAUAGACACAGGGUGUAUUACUAUGCAUACAGGAUUUUUAGAUACGAAAUCUCAAGACCUAUUUUUGAAAGGUAUUUCAAGUACUCAGGAUAUUCUAAGAUUUAG